AUGCCGAUGUCACUUCGGAAACACUUCGGACGGGGUCUAUAUCAGGUUGGAAUAUAUGAUGGUGCUUGUUCCGAUAUCACUUCGGAAACACUUCGGACGGGUCUAUAUCAGGUCGGAAUAUAUGGUGGUGCUCGUUCCGAGGCGCGUAUAAGAUUGGAGCGUAACAGUUACAGCUCCUCCUUCUUCUUUUGGAAUGGCGAUCGAUUUUCGCACGUUAUCGCUGUCAAAACUGCAAAAGUUUCUGCAUCAGAUUCGCUCGUUAAAGAGAAGAAGUUGCUUGACAUAUUCAAUGGCUGUCCAUCUAUCCUUCACUGUUAUGGGGAUGACGUUACCACGGAAGAAGGCGAUGAACUAUACAACAUACUGCUCGAAUAUGCUGCCGGAGGAUGUCUAGCAGAUCGGACUAUGGGAAAAGGCUUGCAGGAGAACAUUUGUGAUGUAAAGCCACACAAUAUAUUGCUCGUAGCUGAUUCUUUACCUUCAAGAAAGAAGGGAGUCAGAGAAAUCGCUAAGUUGGCCGACUUCGGGAGUGCAAAGAAGAUCAAAGAUGACGAAGAUAACAAGGAAUUCAGGGGUACUAUUCUAUAUGCGGCUCCGGAGUCCAUUAUCCAUCAAGAAUACCAGCCAGAGUCAGAUAUUUGGGCGUUAGGAUGCACCGUGUUACAUAUGAUUACAGGAAAAUCACCUUGGAAAGUCGAGAAAGAAGACAAGGUGGAGGACGUUUUAUUCAAGAUUGGUUGCAGUGAAGAAUUGCCCAAGAUUCCGAGUAAGGCUUCCAAAGACGCCAAGGAUUUUUGA
This is a messenger RNA of Olea europaea var. sylvestris, 798 nucleotides long. Its product is annotated as mitogen-activated protein kinase kinase kinase 17-like. NCBI's taxonomy places the organism in Eukaryota, Viridiplantae, Streptophyta, Magnoliopsida, Lamiales, Oleaceae. The record is from RefSeq and is a predicted model, not a curated record. Bases 1 to 798 code for a protein of 265 amino acids. Gene Ontology annotation, molecular function: protein kinase activity; ATP binding. Gene Ontology annotation, biological process: protein phosphorylation. The transcript is spliced from 3 exons.